Molecule: messenger RNA, 1969 nt
Organism: Etheostoma cragini (Arkansas darter)
Lineage: Eukaryota; Metazoa; Chordata; Actinopteri; Perciformes; Percidae
Exons: 4
Coding region: 164-1312 (382 amino acids)
Biological process (GO): negative regulation of transcription by RNA polymerase II
Cellular component (GO): cytosol
Molecular function (GO): protein-folding chaperone binding
Source: RefSeq, a predicted model, not a curated record
UGCGUGGGUAAGCGAGUGUGUAGUAGAGGAGCUGCCGCGGUGCUAUUUAACAGAGAGCCGAGGAGACCUCAGACAGGACGAAGCAUUGCUCGGCAAACAGGAGCGAUUUCAGCACCGGGACAGCGACUCGUAGCUCAAAGAAACUAACUUCCUACCAUCCACCAUGGUUCUCAUCUGGACCCAGUUCGGUGUUAAGCACAAAAAUGUCAAUGUCAAGUGCAAAGUGCGAGUUAUGCACAGAGGGGACAGCUCAGGCUCAUCAUCAGCGGAAAGCACCAAGUCUGAGCAGGAUGUGCCCUGCCUAGCCAUCAAACCCACAGGCAAGGACUUCUAUAAAGUCCUGGGUGUCUCACCUGAAUCCAAUGAAGAUGAGAUCAAGAAGGCCUACAGGAAGAUGGCUCUCAAGUACCACCCAGACAAGAACAGCGAUGCGGAUGCAGAGGACAAGUUCAAAGAGAUUGCAGAGGCCUACGAGAUCCUGACUGACCCCAAAAGGAGGGGCAUCUAUGACCAGUUUGGAGAAGAAGGUCUUAAAAAUAGAAUGUCAAUGGCGGGCCAAGGCAACGUUUUCCGCAAUAAUUUCCACACCGACCCCCACGCCACCUUCUCCUCCUUCUUCCAUGGCACCGACCACUUUGACAUCUUUGGCAACGACGUUGACGGCGAAGAUGAGCUCUUCAACCCCUUCCGACGAUUCCCCUUCAGCCACGUUGGCGGGUUCUCUGGCUGCGAGGGCGGGCUGCGAAGAGGCCAGCGCCGGCUGCAGGGCGAUGAGGUGGUGCAUGACCUGCUGGUCACCCUAGAGGAGGUGAUGCAAGGUUGCACCAAGCAUGUGAAGAUCACCCGCAGCCGCCUCAACCCUGACGGCCGCAGCCUGCGAUCCGAGGAAAAGGUGCUUAAUGUGGUGGUGAAGAAAGGCUGGAAAGCGGGGACUAAAAUCACCUUCCCCAGGGAGGGAGAUGAGACGCCCAACAACACCCCUGCAGACAUCACCUUCAUUCUCAGGGACAAGGAGCACACGCAGUACAAGAGAGACGGCUCCAACAUCGUCUUCACUGCCCAGAUCACACUCAAGGAGGCUCUCUGUGGCUGCACAGUUAAUGUCCCAACACUUGACAACCGGAUGAUGCCUCUACCAUGCAGCGAUGUUAUCAAACCAGGUGCUGUCCGCCGGCUAAGGGGCGAAGGUCUGCCCAUGCCCAAGAGCCCGUCCCAGCGAGGCGACUUGGUGGUGGAGUUCCAGGUGCUCUUCCCCGACAGGAUCCCACCACAGUCCCGCGAGAUCAUCAAGCACAGCCUGGCCCAGUGCUAGCCUGCCUUUAUUUAGGGACCUGAUUGACACAGCUUCACCGUGUGUGUAUGUUGUUAUCAAUUCACAAACAGCCUUGCCCAAGGUGCUAAUACCACAACCAAUCGCAGCCUCUUGUUGUGUGUGGAAGUGGCAAGCAAUGAGUUGUAGUUCGGUGUGGAGAUGACUUUCUGCAGGCAUGACGUACAACAACUAUGAUGCCACAUGGAGCAGUGAGUUUAGAACUAAUGAAUGGGGUCUUUGGUAUCUGAGGGCGUCCAUUGACUUAAUAACCUUUCUCUUGAAUGAAAAGGUUAUCUGUAGGCUACUGUUAUACCUGCAAACCUAUAGCAGGAUAUCAGUGAGCUAUUCAAGUCUGUAUAGACUUCCUUAAACCUGAAUGGUAGAAACACAUGAAGAAAGAACAACUUUAUUGUAGUUAUAUGGUGCUCAUAUGACUGAUCUUUUGCAUUGAUUUAUUACAAUAGCAAAAUGUACUUGUGUACAAGGAUCUACUUUGUGUACGAAAUGAAAAAUAUUGUCUCUAAGAGAGAUUCAUCGGUCAAAUGUUCUAUUGAAUUAUUUGAAAUGUUUGUAUAUAUUCUGUAAUGAUGUAUUACUACCUGAUAUAGACAUGUUUGGAAGCAUGGACAAUAAAGUAAAAAUUAAAAUCCUACAAUU